AAGCUAAAUUCUAGGGCUCUGAUUAGCUACCUAGUAGGGUAUAUUGCAUCAAAUAUAUGGAAAAUCUGGAUUCUAAUAAAGCAAAAAAUAAUAAUUACAAGAGAUUAUAUUUUUAAUAAAAAUUUAUUAUACAGUCAAGUUAAUGUAAAAAUUGGUGAAUUUUAUUAA
This is a messenger RNA of Aspergillus neoniger CBS 115656, 168 nucleotides long. RefSeq lists its product as uncharacterized. Lineage: Eukaryota; Fungi; Ascomycota; Eurotiomycetes; Eurotiales; Aspergillaceae. The record is from RefSeq and is a predicted model, not a curated record. The transcript has a single exon. The annotation marks the transcript as partial.